GUACCCAACCAAGGUUUGUUUCCCGCCAUCCUGAACCUGGCCAGCCAUGCGGAGAUCACCGCUAAUGCCACCUGUGGGGAGCUGCAGCCGGAGCUGUACUGCAAGCUGGUGGAGCAUGUACUGGCGUGGCACCGCCGGGACCCUCAGUGUCAGACCUGCGACAGCCAGAGCGCCGACCCAAAAGAGAGACACCCCAUCACCAACGCAAUCGACGGCACAAACCGUUGGUGGCAGAGUCCGAGCAUCACGAACGGCCACCGUUUCCACUGGGUGACCAUCACGCUGGACCUGCGGCAGGUGUUCCAGGUGGCCUAUGUCAUCGUCAAAGUUGCCAACUCCCCACGGCCGGGCAGCUGGGUCCUGGAGCGUUCCAUGGACGGCGUGGAGUUCCAGCCCUGGCAGUAUUACGCUGCCAGCGACUCCGAGUGCCACACCCGCUACAACGUCACUCCCCACCGAGGUCCGCCCACGUACAGGCGGGACGAUGAGGUCAUCUGCACCUCCUACUACUCCCGCCUGGUCCCGCUGGAGCAUGGAGAGAUCCACACAUCCCUGAUUAACGGGAGGCCCAGUGCGGGCGACCCCUCCCCCGAGCUGCUGGCGUUCACCUCCGCCCGCUACGUCCGCCUGCGCUUGCAGAGGGUGCGCACGCUCAAUGCCGACCUCAUGACGCCUGGACGCCGUGACCCCAGGGAGGGUGACCCCAUCGUCACGCGACGGUAUUUUUACUCCAUCAAGGACAUCUCUGUGGGGGGGACUUGUAUCUGCCAUGGCCAUGCCCUGAGAUGCCCCUGGAACUCAGUCACAAAGAAGCUGCAGUGUGUGUGUGAGCACCAUACGUGUGGGGAGAGCUGUAAUGAGUGUUGCCCCGGCUACCACCAGGAGCCGUGGCAACCUGGAACACUUUCCAAGAGCAACGCUUGUAAGAAAUGCAACUGCCACAACAAGACAGACACCUGCUACUACAACCAGACGGUGGCAGACCACAAGCUGAGUGUGACCAUAAACGGUCAACUGGCCGGUGGAGGAGUGUGUGUUAACUGCACUCAGCAUACAACCGGGGUGAACUGCGAAACCUGUGAAGCUGGCUUCUACAGGCCUCUGGAGGUGUCACCAUCCGCCGAACACCCGUGUGUGGAGUGCGCGUGCCACCCCAGGGGGUCACUGAGUCCAAACUGUGUUAAGGACCACGCCCCCGCAGUGCUCGAGCGAGGUGUGCGCCCAGGACAGUGCCCAUGCAGGGAGGGUUUUACCGGGAGGCGCUGUGACCGCUGUGCUUUUGGGUUCAGAGGCUUCCCCACGUGUGAGCGCUGUAACUGCAGCCGGGAUGGCAGCAUCAACACUGACCCCUGCGCUGAGUGUGUGUGCAAGGAGAACGUUGUGGGGGUGAACUGUCACCUCUGCAAGCAGGGGUACUACAAUCUACAGGCAGCCAAUCCACAAGGCUGCACUGGGUGCUUCUGUUUUGGGGUGUCCAAUAUGUGUGAGAGGGCUCCCUGGGCCAUAACUAAGCUGAGAGCGUAUGGAGGAUUGCUGAGCUUCACUGUAUGCAGUGACAUUCCCACAGGCAGCACGGCCAGGUUUCUCUCUGCUUCCUUUGAUAUCCUUAUUGAGGGGAACGGGAGGACUCUGCAGCAGGCGGCCACCACGCAGCUGCUGCUGGUGCCCCAGAGGGAGCAGCUCGUCGCUGUGGAGAUGUUACCAGAGAACUUUGUGGACCUCCAUACAGGCCGAACGGCACUGAGGGCUGACCUCAUGAUGGUCCUUACAGCCGUGGCAGGGCUCCGGGUCCGAGCCCACUCCAACAAAAGCGCAGAGAGGGAGCUCAGGAUGAGAACUGUAUCCCUGGAUGUGGCUGAUCCCAGUGGCUCCGGUCCCAUCCUGACCCACAACGUGGAGCUGUGCCAGUGUCCCCUAGGCUACACUGGAACUUCCUGUGAGGACUGUAUGCCUGGAUUUUACCGCACUGGAGGCAUUCUGAUUGGUGGAAAGUGUCUCAGGUGUGAAUGCAAUGGCCACGCCUCCCAAUGUGACAUCAACGGUGUGUGCCUGGACUGUACCCACAACACCACUGGGUCUAACUGUGACCAGUGCCAGCCGGGUUUCUAUGGCGACCCAUUGGCAGGCACCCCAGAGGACUGCCAGAGAUGUGCCUGCCCGCUGACUGCAGCAGCAAAUAAUUUCAGCCCCACCUGCCACCUGGAUGGCUCAGGUGCAGUAACAUGUGAUCAGUGUCACCAGGGCUACUCAGGAGCGCACUGUGACAGGUGCGCUAACGGUUACUACGGUGACCCCAUGGUCCUGGGCCUCGGCUGUGUUCCGUGUGAUUGCCAUGGAAACGUGGAACCUCUGGAAGAGGGCCACUGUGACCCCGGGACAGGAGAGUGUUUGCUGUGCAGGGGCCACGCGGUCGGCUGGCACUGCGAGAGGUGUCAGGACGGGUAUUUCGGUGACGCUGUCAUUGCCAAGGACUGUCAGCCUUGUGGUUGCCAUGGGGACGGCGCCAACUCCAGCAUCUGCGACGCGGCAACGGGACGGUGCAGUUGCAGGCCCAAUGUUGUGGGGGAGAGGUGCGACCACUGCAAGGCAGGGUUUUACGGUCUCCACAGUGGGCUGGGGUGUGCGCCGUGCAACUGCAGCUGCGCUGGUUCCCUCUCCCAGGAGUGUGACGAGGAUGGGAGGUGUCACUGUGUUGCCGGGGUGACAGGCGACAAGUGUGACCGCUGUCGCCAUGGCUACUACGGCUUCCAGGACAGUGGCUGCAUGGUGUGCGACUGCGAUCACACCCACGGCAACUGUAACCCGGAUACGGGCGAAUGCAUCUGUCCCCCCCAUACCCGGGGCGAGAGGUGUGAGCUGUGCAGGGAGGACCAUUGGGGACGCGAUUCGGUGAUGGGGUGCAAGCCCUGCAACUGCAGUGAUGUUGGCUCUCUGGUCUCACAGUGCAACCUCACCAGUGGUCAUUGUCACUGCCGCCCCCGGUUCACCGGGGAGAAGUGCGACCGCUGUGCUGUUGGUUUCAGAGCCUUCCCAGAAUGCACUGCCUGUAACUGCAACCCCAGUGGCACACGCAAGGAAUACUACGAUGCGCAGCUGGGAGUGUAUGGCUGCGAGGACGAAGGGGGCUGUGUCUGUAAGGACAAUGUGGGUGGCCUGGGCUGUGAUGAGUGUAAUAGAGGGACCUUUGGCCUGGCCAAUCACGACCCUGCUGGCUGCUCCCCCUGCUUCUGCUCCGGGGUGACUGACAGCUGCGAGGAGCUCGGGGGAAUGGUCAGAGCUCCUAUCACCCUGGAGCCGGGCCAGGAGGGGCUGUGUUUGGUCAGUGAGGGGAACCUGACGGAGGGUGUGGGGAGCAUCUCCAUGAAAGACUCAAACGUGUUGAUGGGCGCCAGACUGGCUCAGGACUCCUACUGGAAGCUGCCAGCACAGUUCCUAGGCAACCAGCUUUUGUCCUACGGCGGGAAGCUGAGGUACACUGUCUCGAUCUUCUCACUAAACGGGAUGGGCCCGGCCGAAGGAGACCCGCAGGUGCUCAUGGGAGGAGGGCGUCUGAGGAAAGCGGUCAUUUACCUGGACCGGACCACUCCGGCCAGCCUGGUGGGGGCCCGUCACGAGGUUCUGCUGACCGAGCACAAGUGGAAGUAUCUGAACUCUGUGAGGGACCAAACGGUCACACGUUCAGACUUCAUGUCAGUCCUGAGCAACAUUAAGUACAUCCUCAUUAAGGCCUGGUGUGGCAGUGGAAUGCAGCAGAACAGGAUUUGGAAUGUCUCCAUGGAUACUGCAGUGGAAUGGGACAUGGGGCCUGUCGGUGGAGAGGUGGCUCGCCUCAUUGAGGUGUGCGAGUGUCCAGAGGGGUACAUGGGACUGUCCUGCCAGGACUGUGCCCAUGGGUACCACAGGCAGCCACUGUCACAGCACAGUCCCAAAGGACAGUGUCCGUUUGCCAGGCCAUGUGUCCCCUGCCAGUGCCACAACCAUAGCCAGUCCUGUGACCCAGACACCGGGAGGUGCCAGGACUGUCAGCACAACACUAUGGGCGAUCAGUGUCACCUUUGUGCCCCAGGGUAUUAUGGGAAGGUGAGGGGCUCCAUCAGUGACUGCUCCUUGUGUACCUGUCCUCCUGGAAACCAAAAGAGCUUCAGUCCUACCUGUGUUCCAGAGGGAAUUUCUGAUUUUCGCUGUGACUCAUGUCAGCCAGGCUAUGAGGGACAGUACUGUCAGAGGUGUUCAGCGGGUUACCACGGGAACCCCUCGGAGCCGGCCGGCCGGUGUGAGCCGUGUCGGUGCAGCGAGGUGGGGUCGCUCCGCCCCCUCUGCAAUGCCCUGACGGGGUGGUGCCAGUGCAGGCCGGGGUGGCGGGGUCACCUGUGUGAGGAGUGCGAGGGGAGACACGCCCGGCUUGGGGACGGGUGCAUCACCUGUAAUGAUCAGUGCACAGGGGACCUGCUGGACAGACUGGACAGUCUGGAACGUUCCAUCCACUCUCUCAACCUGAUGAGAUCAGGCUCUACCCCCUACAGUGGGCCUCUGUCUCUGACGAACGCCACCGAUGAGGUUGAGACAACCCAGUUGUUUGAAGCUGGAGAAGAUCUAGCCCAAUCUGCUGAGCAACGCAUCAGCAAGGCUGAAAAGCUACUGGAACUCAUUGCCAGCAUCCAGGCCUCCAUCCAAGCUCCGGAGGUAGCUGGCAGCUUGUAUGAGAUGGUGAACAAAGGGUUGGAUAAGUUCAGCAGUGCCCACAACAUGGGACAGAUGGUGUCCGUGUUGGAAAGCGUGAGGAAGGUGGAUUUCAUCCAUGGCAACAUCACAGCCUUUGCUGAGCUGAGCUCUGCCAUAGAUGUGCUCCAGCAGGUCCUGAGGGACUUCCAGGGGCCCCAGGGGGCCACUGAGGCACUGGCUGAGACCCUCGCAAACUCCCUAUCAGAGGGUAACCUCCAACUACAGGACGCCGAGGCCCUGCUGACUGCCACCCAGAACGACACUGCCCAUGCCACCCUGCUACUCGACACCUUCUCUUCCCGCCUGGUGGGGCUCCAGGGCUUGCGUGAGAAGGUUACAGGUCUGGCCCGCAAGGUUGGAGUUGAGCUGGAGGACUGUCAGGGUUUAUUGCUGGAGACUGCCACUGUGGUGGAGGGUGCAGUCAAUGCCACUGCUAGGUUGUCCUGGGCCCAGGAUAAGCUGGACCAGUGGACGUCCACCCUGAGCAGGAGAGUGGAGGCUCUGAUGAAUAAGAAGGUGGAGGUUGUGGAACUGGUGCACAGUAUCGAGGACCACACCCAGAGUGCUGUGUUUGAGGUCAGGAAUGUUUGCCUGGAGGGUGACAGCACAUCUGAAGUCACCUCUGACAUUGAGGAGGCCGAGAGGUUGGCAGAGUCCUCCCACCUGACAGCCACUUUCGCCGCCAACCUGACUCUGCUGUCGGUGGAGGGCACAGUAGCAGACGUGUUUGUCGAGGUCAUGCAGCAUAGCUCCGAAAUCCUGGCUGAAAGUACAGCCCUAAGCAACAAGGCUGCACGUACCAAUGACAGGAUCCAAGUGGCCAAUCAGCACACAUAUAUGGCCAAUGCCUCCCUGCUGCUGGCCCUGGACCAGUUCGGUGGUCUGAGUAUGAGGCUAGAGAAGUCGACAGCAGCUGUGACACUUGUCAACAACAGUGUACAGAAUGCAAAUGAGUUGAUCAGCGACUCUGAGAGGACUGCAAGCGAGGUCGAGUCCAGGGUGGGGGAGAUGGGGAGGUGGGCGGACCGCCUGAUGGACCGCCUCAGGCCCUUCAGGACCCUGAUAGAGCAUCUGAACAGGAACCUGACGGACAUCAGAGAGCUGAUUGGCCAAGCACGGACAAAGGCUGCUUCGAUCAGAGUGGCAAUGGCAGCAGACAGAAACUGUGUGUGGGUCUACAAGCCGGAAGUAUCAUCCAGUAACUUUAACACCCUCAUGAUGACGGUGAAGACCAGCAAGCCGGACAACCUGCUCUUCUACAUGGGCGGCAACUCUAGUGUGGACCUCAUUGCUCUGGAGAUGCAUCAUGGGAAGGUGAUCUUCCUCUGGGAUGUGGGCUCUGGGCUUGCCAAGCUGGAAUACCCUGACGUUCAGAUCAACAACAGCAGAUGGCAUCAAAUUUACGCCACCAGGUUUGGAAACCAAGGUUCUCUAACAGUCCAAGAGGUGAUGUCAGACCAGAAGCCGACAGUGAGGGCAGCUAAGUCUCCAGGGUCUUCCACUGUAAUGGGUGUGGACUAUUCCACUCGGAUCUUCGUCGGGGGUCUUGGUGGCCAGUUCAAGAAGUCCCCAGCAGUCAAGGUGACUCACUUCGAAGGCUGCUUGGCAGCAGUGUCCCUCAAUGGGAAGGCCAUGGGCCUCUGGAACUAUGCAGAGAGGCAAGGGGCAUGUCGAGGCUGCUUCAGCAGUCCUCAGGCUGAGGAGAGCUCCUUCCACUUUGAUGGCAGUGGGUUUUCUGUGGUGGAGAUGUCCAUCCGCUCCAAGGACACACACACCAUCAUGCUGUUCAAGACCUUCUCCCCCAAUGGACUGCUCCUCUACCUGGCCUCCAACAGCACGAGAGACUUUUUAUCCAUUGAACUGGUGGAGGGGAAGGUGCGGCUAACCUUUGACCUGGGGUCGGGACUUCUCACUCUCACCUCCACAAAAGCCUACAACAUUGGGAAUUGGUACAGAAUCACCCUACUAAGGAGCAAGCAGAAAGUUCGCCUGGCAGUAACGGAUGCCUACACCCCAGGGGACACAGAGAUGUUGAAGGGCACAUCCCCCGGCACCGCCUCCGACCUGAACCGCUCUGCCAGGGACCCCAUCUACAUUGGAGGGGUGCCACAGGCCGGACUCACCAGGAGGCGGGUGGCUGCGCGGUCUUACAUCGGCUGCUUAAAAAAUGUAGAAAUCACCCACAAGAGCGUUGACCUCAUGAAUGAUGCCUACGGUGUCAGAACAGGCUGUGUUUUAGAGCCUGUUCAGAGCGUGACGGUCCUGAGCGAGGGGUACGUGCAGCUCCGCCCAGUGACACUAGGCCCCGAGGGUGACAUCAUGGCCACCUUCUCCUCGCUCAGUGACACGGGCCUGAUCCUGGUCGGCUUCAGUAAGGAGGGGAGUCACCGGACUGGGCAGUCACAGAAGCCCUUCCUGGUGGUCAUGCUGGUGUCUGGCCAUUUGGAGGCACACCUGAGUAUGGGAGAGGGUGGGAGUUUCCUUAAGGCUGUGCUGAAGUCCAGCAUUGGGACACUGAGUGAUGGACAGGAGCACUCCCUCAUUCUACAGCGCAGGGGGAGGACAGUGACAGUGCAGGUGGACGAGGACAUUCAGGACAGCCUGAGGCUAGGCAUUUCAUCAGAGGGGGCAUACCUGACAUUGGACCCACUCUACAUCGGUGGGCUUCCUCCAGCAGAGGGCGCUAGCGUGCACAGGACCCCCAACUCCUUCUAUGGCUGCAUCAAGAACCUGGCCAUGAACAUGGAGUUAUUGGACCUGUCAAGCGCCCUACAGUACCACAAUGUGAACCUUAACAGCUGUGUGCUUAAGAGGAAACCAAAGUCUGCCCUCUCACCCGAUGAUAGUCAUCCAGAGGCGGAGCCUACCCCUGGCCAUGCCCAAAGCUCCACCACACCUGUGACAGAGGUCAGCUCCCUCCCCCUUGGUCCAGUCAUGUGCGCCCUGGCCGACCAGACAGGAAGCAUCCCAGGCGCCCACCAGUUCGGCCAAUCCAGGCACAGUCACAUGAUGUUUAACAUCAGCCCCCAGGCCAUCAGGACCAGACUGUCUCUCCAGCUGUCAAUGAGGACCUUUGGGUCCAGCGGCAUACUGUUCCACACAUCCCACCCCCAGAGGGUGAACUACGCCUCUCUCCACCUGCAGGGGGGGCACCCCAUCUUUACCUGCAACCUGGGUGGGAUCCCAGCCACUGCCUCGCACCCCAAGACCAUCAACGAUGGGCAGUGGCACACAGUGAGGGUGGACUUCGACAGGCACGCGGUUGCGGUCAGCAUGGACGGGAGGCGGUCAGACUGGGUGCUGGUUGAGGGAAAAGACCGCUACCUGGAUGUGGAAGAUAAGCUCUACCUAGGGGGGCUGCCCCCAGGUUACUCUGGGAGGAACAUUGGUGAUGUGAGCCACUCCAUAGCUGGCUGCGUGCGGGAGGUGACUCUGAACGGGCUGAUCCUGGACACCCGGAGCCCAGCCUCAUCCUUCGCCGUGGCCAGCUGUUUCUCCCAGGCUCAGAGGGGCAGCUUUUUCGACGGGACCGGAUUCGCCGCCACGCGGUUAGAGGGGUACAAGGUGGGUUCAGAUGUGACGGUGGCCCUGGAGUUCCGCACCACAGCAUUGGAUGGUGUCCUGUUUGGGAUCAGCAAUGAUGGUGCCAUCGGGCUGGAGCUGGUCAGUGGGAAGAUCCAUUUCCAUAUGAGCACAGGGGCGGGGAGGAUUUCGGUCACCCACACCCCCUGGGGCCCCUACAGGCUGUGUGACGGCCGCUGGCACCUCCUUCUGGCAGAGAAAAGUAACUACAGCCUAAGUCUGAUGGUGGACGGGGUCGAGACCCACACCAAAAACCCCCACCCAGAGCCCAGCUACACAGAAGCCAACCACCCCAUCUAUGUGGGAGGCUACCCUGGUAAUGUGACGGAGAGUGGCCUAACUACCAGAGUGCCAUUCCAAGGCUGCAUGCGUGACCUGCGCCUAAUCAGGGGUGACCUGACCGAUGCCCUCGACCUCAGCAUGGCCUUUGACCUCCAAGGCGUUUCCCCGAAUUCCUGCCCCGGGCCUGCGCUCUGA
Messenger RNA from Megalops cyprinoides (Indo-Pacific tarpon), 8781 nucleotides. RefSeq names its product laminin subunit alpha-1-like. The transcript is spliced from 59 exons. Gene Ontology annotation, cellular component: basement membrane. Gene Ontology annotation, biological process: blood vessel morphogenesis; regulation of embryonic development; axon guidance. NCBI's taxonomy places the organism in Eukaryota, Metazoa, Chordata, Actinopteri, Elopiformes, Megalopidae. Gene Ontology annotation, molecular function: signaling receptor binding; extracellular matrix structural constituent. The record is from RefSeq and is a predicted model, not a curated record. The annotation marks the transcript as partial.